GAUAGAGAUACAUACAAUAAGGUGUAGAAUCCUUAAAUGGCUAAAUUUUUUUCGAGUGAUAAUAAAAACACUGUCAUGGAUGUGAUUUCGACGACAGUCAAUAAUAUUCAACAGGAUUGUGAUACGGGCAAUGAAACAUAUUCUUACGAUGUAAUGGAACCACGUGAUGAGGCUACAUCGGAUCAUCUCCAUCGAUUCAUGAGCAAAACAAUGUUAGAAUUUCAAGAUCAUCUUGUUAGAAGAUCCCAGCACUUCUUGGGUUAUCCUUCGAACAUGAAUUACAAAUAUAUGAUGAUUCUAUCUCCAUUGUUGCAACUCACCAUCAACAAUGUCGGUGAUCCAUUCGUUGAGAGCACUGUUGGUUUGCAUUCUAAGAAAUUUGAGAUUGGAAUUUUAAAUUGGUUUGCUCGACUAUGGGGGAUCGAUAAAGAUGAAUAUUGGGGUUAUGUAACCAAUGGAGGAACCGAAGGCAACUUCCAAGGCAUUUUGCAAGGGAGGGAGUUGUUACCAGACGGGAUAUUAUAUACAUCACAAGAAUCUCACUACUCUAUCUUCAAAGCAGUGAAAAUGUAUAGAAUGGAGUGCAAAGUUAUAAGUGCACUGAGCACGGGAGAGGUCGAUUAUAAAGAAUUAAGAGACAAUCUUAUUUUAAACAAAGAUAAACCAGCAAUAAUCAAUGUCAACAUAGGUACUAUUUUUAAAGGAGGCGUAGAUAACAUCGAUCUCAUUGUAAAAGUCUUGGAAGAAUGCGGCUUCUCAGAAGGCCGAUUUUACAUCCACUGCGAUGUUGCAUUAUAUGGGCUCGUUUCUCCUUUUCUUGAUCAGGAUUCGAAAUUUAACUUUAAGAAGCCUAUUGGAAGUGUUGCUGUCUCCGGACAUAAACUAUUGGGUUGUCCGAUGCCAUGUGGCGUGUACAUGACACGAAAAGAAUAUGCAUCUCCUCUAUUUCAAAAUAUCGAUUAUAUACGUUGUGUGGAUAGCACCAUUAGUGGAAGUCGUAAUGGUCAUAAUCCGAUUUUCAUGUGGUACACUUUAAGCUUGAAAGGUUAUAAAGGGCUUAGGUACGACGUUAGAAUGUGUCUAAGGAAUGCUCAGUACUUACGAGAUAGAUUAAAAGAUAUCGAAAUCAGUACAAUGUUAAAUGAUAUGGGCAUUGUGGUCGUUUUCGAGUGCCCUUUUGACCAAUGCUUUGCGGAACAUUGGAGCCUCUCCCACCGUGGAAAAAUGGCGCAUGUAGUCGUCUUGCCUCAUGUCAGUACUCGAAUGUUGGAUGAUUUUGUCAUUGAUCUUGUCCGAAAGAGAAAAAGUUGGUACGGACAUAAUAAUCUUGAGCCUCCUUGUGUUGCAGAAGAAAUUGGAAUUCAAAACUGUGUUUGUUUAGAUCAUCAAUAGAAGAGAAAAUAAUUAAUCAUGAUGUAUGCAAUAAUUAUAUAUUUUCAUUUGUUAUUUAUCGAGAUAUAACAAUCAUAAUAAAUAAAUAUGUAGUUCAAUUAAGUAAGAAGACCUUUAAUCUUAAGACCGUAUCUUAUACAUACAAAAAAAUUAUAUACGGUG
Messenger RNA from Andrographis paniculata, 1554 nucleotides. RefSeq names its product serine decarboxylase-like. Lineage: Eukaryota; Viridiplantae; Streptophyta; Magnoliopsida; Lamiales; Acanthaceae. Gene Ontology annotation, biological process: carboxylic acid metabolic process. The transcript is spliced from 4 exons. The record is from RefSeq and is a predicted model, not a curated record. Gene Ontology annotation, molecular function: pyridoxal phosphate binding; carboxy-lyase activity. The coding region runs from base 37 to 1392 and encodes 451 amino acids.